AUGAUAUCACCGUCGUUAUCCACGCAAACGUCUGGUUUAUGUACACUUCUACCUCCUCCACCGGCACCGCCAUUCGAUCAUCAAUCAUCGGCAUCAUCGUUGUUGAUUCCCCAAUUCAAUCCAUCUCUGCCUGAACCGACAUUUGUGAAUUCGUCCAUAUAUUUAGCCGACUCAUCACUUCAACCACCUCCCGCACCCCCUUCCCAACCGCAAACGUUACUAUCGUUUUCAACCCCAUCAUCGGUGCUUCAAACAACUCCCGGUUCAACUCAUAUCACCUCACAACUGCAACAAAACACCAACUAUUUCAUUAAUUGUGAAGGAAACGGAUCAGCAAUUAACACAGUCACAACACCGCAAUCCGUGUAUUGGUCAGCUGGUGGAGCAUUUUAUGAGAACGUGAAUGGUUUUGGUGGUGCGAAUAGUUAUGUGAAUAUUAUGAAUGAAUCUGUUCGUAAUAACGUGAACGCUUACGAUUCAGAGACGUUUUGUGCUGGUGUGCGUGAGUCAACAUUGGCGAAUGAUCAACCACCAUCAGCACAAUCUCAGAUGCCUACCUCAUCGUUUAUCUCGUCCGUAGAGUCGAACCUAGAAAGUGGUAAUCAGCUUUACAGCAAUUUGAUCGAUCCUCCGCCACCACCUCCUCCAUUCAUAAUUGAAUAUGCACCGGGUGACCGCGCUAUGUACGAUGGACAGGAUGCUGACCAAGGUGAUAAUCUUGGUGAUAAUCAUGAUCAUGAAGAGAUGGAUUGUAGUGAUGAUGAAAUGGUGGAGAAUAAUCAAGAAUCAUCGUUGCAAUCGGACAAGGAACGACACCUCAUUAAUCAGCAUUCCAUUACCUCUCAAGUAGAAUUGCAGCCGCCACGUGAUUGUUCACAAAAUUCUUCGAGUGAGUCCAAAAAAGAUCAAGACAAUAAAGAAGCACUACUGACGUGUCGAUCUCAGUUCAAAGGUAUUCUUUAUAAAUUGCCCAAAAAUAGCAGUCGUCCACAAACGUCAGAAGGAAGGACGUUCCCACUGAAAUCACAUAACAAUCUUAUCUUCAUGGAUGAUUACGCAGACACAUAUGAAAAGAAGGAUCGUGAAUCAGUGUUUGCCGUAUCGAAUGUGUUAUCAACGUUAAGACGAGACAAGAAAGUGACAUCAAAACAGCCCUUACCCAUACCUCAAUCGUCAUCAGUUAUCGUGCGAACAGCCACCAAAUUAAUUCGCAAAACAGCAUCUGCAAUUGCGUUUCAUCCCCAUCAGUCAUCAGACAAUAAUAAUCAGCUAUCAUCUAACAAUUCUACAAAACUGCUCAAUAAAACUUCUACAGUGAAUGAUACAUCCCUGUCACAGUCAUCGUUAGUGUCGAAUCAGCCCGCGAAGAACUCAUUUGCAGUCGGUCAGCAGUUGCCUCACCUAACAAAAGUUGCAUCUUUAUCAUCCCCACAAAAUGCGUCAGGAGGUGAGCAAGUAUCGCCAUUGAAACAGUUCGGUUCAUUGAAACUCCAGAAAGCACCGUCAAAUGUUACUCUGAAGAGAGUGUACAGCAGUGGUACGUUAUCGAGGAAUGGUAUGUCGUGGCGAAGGAGAAGGACAAAUGAAGGACUCGAUGAUGCGGCAGAGGCAGUCAACGAUGUACAAAAUGCUAAGAUCAAUCGACGUUUACUGCGCAUUAACGAUCGACUGUUCACUGAGGACUCAAACGCUUGUUAUGAGUUCGCAGAGCGUGGUGAAUGUUCGGCGGGUGUAUUCUGCAUAUACGAUCACGAUGAUAGCAACGCACAUCGAAAUGAGACUCUUUGUUCUGCGCUUCUAUGUGGUCGAUGUCGCGAUGUGAAUUGUCCGUACAGUCAUAACUUAAAUGAACAUCAACUUCCAAUUUGUGAUUACUUCGAGCGUAUGGUGUGCACAAUUGAGCACUGUCCAUUCCUGCACGUCAAAUAUAAUGCUUCCUUGAAACCGUGUGAAAAAUUCCAGCGGGGGAUUUGCAAACUCGGGUCCGAUUGCUCAAAUCCUCACCGUUACUAUAGAGGUCUGAUUAGAAAGAGAGGUGUACCACUCAUUAUGGGCAAACGGCUGAAACCGCGACAUAGUUCUGCUGCGCGCAAGGCUGUUACGGAACAAGGAGAGGAUUUAAACGAGUCGAAGGAUGAUGACAGUGUAUUGCUGUGGAUCACGUGA
Molecule: messenger RNA, 2166 nt
Organism: Anisakis simplex (herring worm)
Lineage: Eukaryota; Metazoa; Nematoda; Chromadorea; Rhabditida; Anisakidae
Source: the annotation of a GenBank genome assembly